Prosopis cineraria is the source of this 2327-nucleotide messenger RNA. RefSeq names its product ABC transporter G family member 1-like. The record is from RefSeq and is a predicted model, not a curated record. NCBI's taxonomy places the organism in Eukaryota, Viridiplantae, Streptophyta, Magnoliopsida, Fabales, Fabaceae. Gene Ontology annotation, cellular component: membrane. Gene Ontology annotation, molecular function: ABC-type transporter activity; ATP hydrolysis activity; ATP binding. The transcript is spliced from 9 exons. The coding region runs from base 1 to 2169 and encodes 722 amino acids.
AUGAACCUCUUUGUCUAUGACAAUCUAGCCCCUUUAUACAUAUCAAAGUUGAACGGGCAGGGCCCCUUGAAUUUCUCCUGGGUCUGUCCUCGAUUGUCUUUGAAGGAGAUUUUUGAUGCUCUUAUCCAUGGAGGUCAUCACUUACAUAUCCAGUUAAGAUUACAUUGGAGAAGCCAGAAACUAAUAUUUCAUUCCAGGCCUUCCCUUCUCGAUUCACGCGUCAACCAUGCUCCAUCUCCAAGCCAUGACUGCGUAUCAGUUGUGCCACUAGACACGUAUCUGUCCAUUAAAGCCAAGCCAAAAAAUCAUGAUAAUGAAAGCAGCAGCAAAGGACAGAGAUCAGUGUCGGUGACAUGGCAAGACUUGUGUGUGACUGUUCCAAGUGGGAAGAACAAGAAACCUAUUUUGAAGAGUCUCACUGGCUAUGCCAAGCCUGGACAGCUUUUGGCUAUCAUGGGUCCUUCUGGCUCCGGCAAGACCACUCUCCUUGAUGCCCUUGCAGGAAGAUUGGGUUCAAACACAAAGCAAACUGGGAAGAUUCUUAUCAACGGCCACAAAGAGGCACUAGCUUAUGGAACAUCUGCAUAUGUCACCCAAGAUGAUGCUAUGUUGUCGACUUUAACGGCCGGAGAAGCUUUAUAUUACUCAUGCCAGCUCCAACUUCCAGAUUCCAUGUCCAUGGAAGAGAAGAAGGAGAGAGCAGACUCUACACUAAGAGAAAUGGGUCUACAAGAUGCCAUCCAUACAAGGAUUGGGGGGUGGACUUCGAAAGGACUUAGCAGUGGACAAAAGAGAAGACUUAGCAUUUGCAUUGAGAUUAUAACACAUCCCAAGCUUCUCUUCCUUGAUGAACCAACCAGUGGUCUUGAUAGUGCAGCUUCGUAUUAUGUUAUGAGUAGAAUUGCAAGACUCAUUAAGUUAAGGGAUGGCAUUCAAAGGACUAUUGUAGUAGCUAUCCAUCAGCCUAGUAGUGAAGUUUUUCAAUUUUUCCACAACCUCUGUCUUUUGUCUUCUGGUGAAACAGUAUAUUUUGGCCCUGCUUUAGAUACAAAUGAGUUUUUUGCUUCAAAUGGUUUUCCUUGCCCAAGUUUGAACAAUCCUUCUGAUCAUUUCUUGAGGAUCAUAAACAAAGAUUUUGACCAGGAUGCUGAAGAAGGCUUUGGUAAAGGUGUAACUACAGAAGAAGCUAUUAAUAUCCUCAUCAAGUCCUAUAUGUCAUCCACAAUUCAGAAACAAAUUCAAAAAGAAAUGGAAGAAGUAAUUGAUAGUGAUUCUAAUGCAAUAGAGAAGAAGAGAAUCCAUGCUGGAUUCUUGACCCAAUGCCUCAUUCUUAUAAGAAGAUCUUCCCUUCAUAUGCUUCGUAAUAUAAGCAAUUAUUGGUUACGCCUAGCAGUAUAUACUGCACUUUCUUUAAGUCUGGGCACUAUAUUCUACAACAUUGGCUUAAGUAAUGGAGCUAUUCAGGCUAGAGGGUCGUUGCUCACUUUCUUUAUUUCAAUCCUCUCUUUCAUAACCCUCAUUGGUGGAUUACCUCCACUUUUGGAAGAAAUGAAGGUAUUUAAACGAGAGAGGUUGAAUGGGCAUUAUGGUGUUACUGCUUUCCUUAUUGGCAACACAUUAUCUACUAUACCCUAUAUGCUACUGAUGUCUUUAAUACCUGCUCUUAUAAUAUACUAUCUCUCUAACCUGCACAAAGGACUUGGACGCUUUGUGUAUUUAGUUUCUGUGCUAUUUGCCAUUGUAAUGUCUAUUGAGAGCUGUAUGCUUGUUAUUGGGAGUAUCUUCCCUAAUUUCAUAAUGGGGAUGAUCAUUGUUGGUGGGAUUCAAGGAAUCAUGAUCCUGAUUGGUGGAUUCUAUAGAUUGCCCCAUGAUCUUCCUAAGCUUGUUUGGAGAUACCCUUUACAUUAUGUUUCAUUCCACAAAUAUGCCUUCCAAGGAUUGUUCAAGAAUGAAUUUGACGGUUUAACGUUUGUGGUUGAUGAUCAAGAUAGAAGUAGAAGCAUGAUUGUGAGUGGUAGAGAAAUCUUAAGAAAUACUUGGCAGGUUGAAAUGGGUCAUUCUAAGUGGCUUGAUCUUGCUAUCAUGUUUGGAAUGAUUGUUCUGUAUCAUAUUUUAUUCCUGAUCAUUAAUAAGAGCAAAGAGAAGGCUCAUAGACAAGUGGCUAGUUGAGGGUGGUUAGAUGCUUAAGAAUAAGUCAUUUAAAUCUAUAUUUUAAUUUCAUGGUAGGGAAUGUGUUUCAUCUUAAAUUAAUAUGUAUUUUGUAGUGUUUAAGAAAGAAUUAUGAAUGUAAUUGAAAAUUUUCAAGUUCUAAUUAGUGAUACUUGUUA